CAACAUGUGCUGCUUUAUAGUUUUGUGGAAACUUUGACACAUUUUUUCUUUUUUUAAUUCUUGGAUAAGUAACUGCGUUUAUUUGAAAUAUAAACCUUUAUAAAUGUCACUUUUGAUCAAUUCAAUCAAUGCAUCUUUGCUGAGUCAAAAAGUAUUUAUUUUAAAUUAAUAAAAAAAUAUGCUGUGUCCAAACGUUUGAGUGGUAGUGCAUGUUUUAUUUUAAGGUAUGCAUUGCUGUAAAAAUAGUACUUUAUGAACAUCCCAUUAUGCACUGCAUGCUCUAAGUUUGAUAUUUUGUGUAAAGGCUAUUAAUUUGAGAAAAGCAUGUCCAGAACACUGUUGCAGUUAUUGUGAUGAAAUGCUUGACACAAUUCACAUGUAACCUAUUUGUCUAGACUCUAGAGGAUCCUGGUGUGGUGCAUUCUUUUCUCAUAGGUAGUUCUCAGUAUCAGUAAACUACACAGUCUCAUUAAGAUGAGUCACAAUGUCUCACGUCAGCAAAACUGUUAAUCACCAAAAAUCUAUCGAUAAAAAGAAAAGCAUGCACCAGACUAACCUGCUCUGCCUCUGUGGAGACAUGGCUUGAUUCUAAUCUUUAGUCUCCACACAUGUGUACGUGUGUUUGGACACUGAUGCUUCUAUAAAGUCUCACAGAUUGUCACAAAGACUCAGUACUGAUCUCCAUCGUCGUACCCGACUGUCUCUCCUCUUGCACGAGCGCAAGUCAUCAUGGCAACUAAAAUAGUUAUUCAGCAGCCCAAGCCACUGGUUCUGGCUCCUGGUUCUGACCAAUGGUCCUCUGGCAUGUGCGAAUGUGACAACCUCAAUGACUGUUGCUUUGCGUUCUGGUGCUGUCCAUGUUUCGCCUGCAUCACAGCCAGAGAUCACGGAGAGUGUCUGUGUCUGCCUCUGCUGGACAGUUUUGGCCUCUUCCCACCCAUCACUAUGGCCAUGAGAGUGUCUGUCCGGCGCACCUAUGGAAUUGAGGACUCUAUCUGUAAUGAUUGUGUGCUGUCCUUCUGCUGCGGCCCGUGCUCCUACUGUCAGAUAAGACGUGAGAUGAUAGCUCGCAACCACCCCGUCACACUCUUCCGCAACCGACCGAAAUAAAACAACUUCAUCGUCAGUCACUUAAUGAAUCAUCAGCUCUGAAAAGAAAUAAGCUAGCUUUGAGCGUGUUGGAGAAGUCUGAAAUUCGGCUCUGACCCAAGGACUGAUGUGGAUUUCAGAUGCUCGGGGAUGAAGACUGAAAACUCUUCUCUAAAAAUACAUGAUUCUUUAGGAUAACUAACCAUACUGAUGUUUUAAUGUAUUGAUGUAGAUCUGUAACUGUGAAACUAUCAUUCUGAAUCAUGAGGUCCUUUUUAAUUCUGUUUCAGAGCUCUUGCUUUUAGUUUGUUUAGCCUUUUAUAAAUAUUUGUUAAUAUAUUAUGUCAUUGUACAUGUGUUGAAAUUAAAAUUUUGAUGAACUGCACUCAUUUUGUCUGAUGUUUCAUUGGUUUCAUUAACUGUGUGCGUAAAUCACCUGCCUAAAAAUAGAUUAUGUUCCCCAAAAUAAAAUGAAUGAUUAUCCAAUCUUACAGUAUAUCUAAUUAACAGUAUAUCUAAUUAACAAAUAGUCUGUGUGUGACAAAAACGUUUGAUUAGAGCCUUGAAUCCCCUCCAGGUUUCUUCCUCACUCUUUAAUGUUAUUUUCCAUGCUACUGAUACAUUGUUUGCAGGAUACUAACUUUAAUUUUAUCUUCUUUAUUUUUCUAUUGUCUGUCAUAAAAAUAAUUAAAAUGAAUUGCUUCCUGGUUACGAUUUCAGGGAGCUGUCAAAAGCAGUAAAGAAAAUGUAAUUACUAUAAUUUUAAAACUGUGAAAGUGGUAAUACUGUUUUGCACUGAGUAAUAUUACCUAAAAAUAAGUAAUCCAUUUGUUAGUGUAUUUAUUACUUUAUAUCUUUGUUAACAUUGGUUAAUAAAAAUCCAGCUGUUCAUUUUCACUCAGGUCCAUUGAAUAAUAAAACAGAUAAAACUUUUGGUUUUAAUAAGGUAUAUAAAUCACCAUAAACUAAGAUUAAAAAUGCUUUAGAAGUAUUUUCCUUUGUUAGUUCACAUGAAGUCUUGUAGUUAACUAAUGGCAACAAAUGCAACCUUACUGUAGGCAACAUAAAGUGUUCAAUAAAAAGCAUUCAAUUGUUUUAUGACUUAUUUUAGUUUUUAGCCCGAACAGAUUGCAAUAUA
Messenger RNA from Carassius gibelio (silver crucian carp), 2227 nucleotides. Its product is annotated as cornifelin homolog B-like. The record is from RefSeq and is a predicted model, not a curated record. Lineage: Eukaryota; Metazoa; Chordata; Actinopteri; Cypriniformes; Cyprinidae. The transcript has 4 exons. Bases 730 to 1110 code for a protein of 126 amino acids.